GAAUGGCAAGAGUUAGGCAGGAGGGGUGUCUCGACAGCUGCUAAAAUCACUUCAGAUUCACUGGAACGGAGCUAUCUUUUCCAAUUAAUAUUCAUGUUUAGCACAGUCAACACUUCAUUUUGUUACAUAUUUUGAUACGAUGAGGAUGAGUCGGCAAUGGCCUCUGCCUUUGUAGAUGUUGCAAUAUCAAUGCCAGAGAAAAGAGCCGGUAUCCGCUUCACAGGAACUUGGGAACUCCUCAAAUUGAAGAUUUGGCUGUAAGUAGUCUGGCUAACUAUUUUUACAUUACCAAUAGGCUACUCAUCUCUUUCGAUUAAUGUGCAAGUAAAUAUGUUAAAGAUCAUGCUACAAGGUGAUGGAUAUGCAUUUUAAGACUCCCCCAGAACCUAUCCCGAUGGAUUAUUAACAGUGCAUUUUAGUACACUCCAGUUCUAUGUCUUCCGGACAGAUAAUGGAAACGCUUCGGACGGUGUUGGUCGCGCACUGCUCAAGGAAGUAUAUUUAGGCUAAAAUAUCUGAACACAGACCGGGGGCAUCAUUUCUGCAUCCGAUACUGCGACAAUAAGGGAAACAAAUAGCAUACUUUUCAUCAACAUAUGAGACGUUUUGAGACGCUAAUAUGAAUACAACAAUGGAGCACACUGGAAUUGAAGAGGUAAACCAGACACACCAGCAGCACGAGCCCAUCAGCUUUGGAAUAGACCAGAUUCUGAACAGCACGGACCAGUCCAGCAGCUGCAUGCUGCCCAACCGAACAAGCGACACGGAUUACACGCUUGCCCCAAACGUUUACACCAAUGGCUAUAACAGCGUCUAUAACCCGGCCUGCUCUAUGGCAGCUGGACUCGCAGGUUCCUAUAACGUGAACAUGAACAUGAAUGUCAGCAUGAACAUGAACGUUAACGUGAAUGGUGGGAACGCCGGUGGUGUUAUCAGGGUGCCAGCUCACAGACCCAUGCCACCGAAUCCACAUCAGCCCCCGCCUACCCAUCCACCUGGCUUCGCGGGUGGCAUCACCUCAGUGACUUCAAUGCCAAGUAUGGGAAAUGCAGCAAACUUUACCUUCCCGUGGAUGGAGAGCAGUCGACGGUUCGCAAAGGACAGACUCACUGCGGAGCAGGCAGAGGACAGACAAGCAGGAGACCCCAGUGGGAGGCCAGGAGCCCCCCCGGCCCUGCCAGGCCUCUGCCCUCUCCCCAAGGGGGACAUUGGCAGGGUCCCUACCUGGAGCUCUAUGGAGACAUUAGCCAAACACUAUUACCCCGAACUCGCUCACCUGCGAGACACCGGGCCAUUUGCAGACUAUCCCUUUCGAAAGGGUACUUGUCCAGCAGCCCUUUCUCCCUUCUCGGUGACCCGGCGCAUCGGCCACCCCUAUCAGAACCGGACGCCACCCAAAAGAAAAAAGCCCCGCACCUCAUUCAGCCGUGUGCAGAUCUGCGAACUUGAGAAACGCUUUCACCGACAGAAGUACCUGGCAUCGGCAGAGCGCGCCACCCUGGCCAAGGCCCUGAAGAUGACAGACGCACAGGUCAAAACUUGGUUCCAGAACAGGAGGACAAAAUGGCGGAGACAGACAGCCGAGGAGCGCGAAGCAGAGAGACAGCAGGCGAACCGUCUGAUGCUGCAGCUCCAACAGGAGGCCUUUCAGAAGACCCUGAGCCAGCCCCUGCAGCAGGACCCCUUGUGCCUGCACAACUCCUCCUUGUACGCCUUACAGAACCUACAGCCCUGGGCGGAGGACAACAAGAUCAUAUGUGGACUUCUUGGCGUGGACAGACAUACAUUUAGUUCCACUGAAAUGGACAAUGAUCAAUGAGUCUUCUAAGUUUUUUCAGACCUGAUUCUGUCAAGUAAUUUUCCUACCUUACACUAGAUUUUCACUCUUCCUUCAGCUGUCGGUCUAAACAGAGGACGGAGCUAAAUCCUACCUGAAAUCUAACGGACACAUCAGUAGAUGCCUACCAUCAAGACUGUCCUGUUGCCAACAGGGAAGCACUGACUCUCAGCCAUAUGGCAACAAAACUGGAUCUGAUUCCUUUAACUGGAAUGGAUUCCUCUAACUGGAUCUGAUUCCUUUGCGUUUGGCUUUGUACAAUGUAGUAAUGCAUGUUUCCGAUAUUUCUGUGUGCACUUGGAAUU
Molecule: messenger RNA, 2142 nt
Organism: Oncorhynchus nerka (sockeye salmon)
Lineage: Eukaryota; Metazoa; Chordata; Actinopteri; Salmoniformes; Salmonidae
Product: T-cell leukemia homeobox protein 1-like
Exons: 5
Coding region: 620-1819 (399 amino acids)
Biological process (GO): regulation of transcription by RNA polymerase II; animal organ development
Cellular component (GO): nucleus
Molecular function (GO): RNA polymerase II cis-regulatory region sequence-specific DNA binding; DNA-binding transcription factor activity, RNA polymerase II-specific
Source: RefSeq, a predicted model, not a curated record